This is a messenger RNA of Phacochoerus africanus (Common warthog), 3338 nucleotides long. It is a transcript of the gene ANKRD35, whose product is annotated as ankyrin repeat domain 35. The coding region runs from base 98 to 3085 and encodes 995 amino acids. The record is from RefSeq and is a predicted model, not a curated record. Lineage: Eukaryota; Metazoa; Chordata; Mammalia; Artiodactyla; Suidae. Gene Ontology annotation, molecular function: actin binding. The transcript is spliced from 15 exons.
GUUGAGGCCGUUGGCCGCAGCCAAGUCCGGUGGGUUCCGGAAACCUGUGGCCCGGCUCUCCGCGCGUCCCCGUCCCCCCGUGGCCGAGGCCUCGGCCAUGAAGCGCAUCUUCUCCUGCUCCAGCUCACAGGUGGCGGUGGAGAGAUGGAAUCGACGUGAUCAGAAGCUGCUAGAGGCAGUGCAGCGGGGGGACGUGGGACGCGUGGCUGCCUUGGCCUCCAGGAAAUCUGCCCGACCCACCAAGCUAGACUCAAACGGCCAGUCCCCGUUUCAUCUGGCAGCCUCUAAAGGUCUGACAGAAUGUCUGACCAUACUGCUUGCCAAUGGGGCUGACAUCAACAGCAAGAAUGAGGACGGAAGCACCGCCCUGCACCUGGCCACCAUUUCCUGCCAGCCACAAUGUGUCAAGGUCCUGCUGCAGCAUGGUGCCAAUGAAGAUGCUGUAGAUGUGGAAAAUCGUAGUCCGUUGCACUGGGCAGCCUCCUCUGGCUGUGCCUCAAGUGUACUCCUCCUAUGUGACCAUGAAGCCUUCCUGGAUGUCCUGGAUAAUGGUGGACGCACACCCCUGAUGAUUGCAUCACUGGGUGGUCAUGCAGCUAUCUGCUCACAGCUACUGCAGAGAGGCGCCCGGGUUAAUAUCACCGACAAGAAUGACAAAUCAGCUUUGAUCCUGGCCUGUGAAAAAGGCAGCGCUGAGGUGGCUGAACUGCUCCUGAGCCAUGGAGCAGACGCAGGGGCAGUGGACAGCACGGGGCAUGACGCUUUGCAUUAUGCUCUACGCACACAAGACAAGACGCUGUGGAGGCUGCUGCGGCAGGCCCUGAACCGCCAGGGGCGGGGAGGUCAGGGACUAGUUCAACACUCAGAUCUUGCAUCCCAGGCCUCUCCAUCUGAGCCUCAGGUAGGCUCUCCACCAUGGAGAGCAGAGCCUGAGGAGGAGCAGGAGGAAGAGGAGGAUGAAGACCCAUGUCCAGAGGAGUGGAAAUGGAAGUAUGAAGAGGAGCAGAGGAAAGUUUCUCAGUUGGAGCAGGAGCUGAUGCGGAAGACAGAAGAGUCUAAGGCUCAAGCUGCAGCUUACCUGGGCCUGGAGAACCAGAUUCAAGAGCAGGUGCAAGAGCUGGGGCUCCUCCUAUCCCAAGAGCCUGGGGCUCCAGGAGGCCAGAGCUCUAGUCUCCGGGCUGGAGGAGAUGGCAUGGAGCAGGGUUGUCCCCUGGACCUGCUGGCUAAGGGCAUUCAAGAGCUAAGGAAGCAGCAGCAGGCAGCAGCCACAGCAGCAGCAAACCCAGUAUUAGCUUCCAAGAAGGCUAAGGAUUCAGCCCCAGGGGAGAUCCCAUAUGCAGCCCAUGGAAGGUCCCAACCAGAAGAACAGGGGACACCCCAGAGCCCAAAGUCUGAUGCCACUGGGGAAGCCAAAGAACAGCAACUGGCCACCAGUGGUGGGCAGGACCUUGGCCCUGAUCAUACCCACCAGCUGUGUGCUGGCCAGGAGGAGAGACGCCAGGCCCCAGGGGCUGAACCAGCGGGCACAGCAGCCAUGAACCAGCUCCUGCUACAGCUGAGGGAGGAGCUGGCUGCGGUGUGGCGAGAAAAGGAUGCAGCCCGGGGGGCUCUAUCAAGACCUGUCCUGGAGGGAGCUCUGGGGACCCCCCGGGCUGAGGCUGCAGCAGCUGCCUGGGAGAAGAUGGAGGCCAGGUUGGAGCGGGUGCUGGUGAGGCUGGAUCAGGCAAAAGCAGGAUUACAGAUGAAACCUGAGGCCCCUGCCCAGAAGCCCAGAGAGGGAACCUCAAAGGCAGGCCCAGGGACUGUCAUCAAAGGGAAUGAAGGAAGGGAGGACAGGUCUCCUGGGACCUGGGGAAAGCCUCUAGGGGCUCCCAGAGGGGAGCAGAUGCUAGGAGGAGGCCUGGCAAAGGGUCAGCUGGAGAAGGAGGUGUCAGCACUGAGACUGAGCAAUAGUAAUUUGCUGGAGGAGCUGGGGGAGCUGGGGCGGGAGCGGCAGCGGUUGCAGGGGGAGCUGCAGUCCCUGAGCCAGCGGCUUCAGCGAGAGUUUGUGCCCAAGCCAGAGGCGCAGGUCCAGCUGCAGCAGUUGCAGAGGAGCGUGGGGCUGCUGACGGAUGAACUGGCCAUAGAGAAGGAGGCCACCGAGAAGCUGCGUAAGCGCCUGGCUUCGCAAAGUAGUGGCCUCCAGGGACUGUGGGACUGUCUGCCAGCAGACCUGGUGGGCAAGGGGAGCGCUCAGAACACAUCGGCCGAACCCCUGGAGGAGCUGCAGGCCUGCAUCCGCACCCUGGUGGACAAGCACCUCGAGGCCCAGCAGGUGAUGGCUCGACUAGAAGAGGAAAAUCAGCAGCUGCGGGGCUCCCUUGCCCCACGCGGGGAACCAGGUACCUCCUCCGAGGCCUCUGCAUCCCCCCAAGUGGCUGCUCUGGAGGAGGAUCUGGGGAAGCUGGAGGAAGAGCUUCGGGCGGUUCAGGCCACGAUGAGCGGGAAAAGCCAGGAGAUCGGGAAGCUGAAGCAACUGCUCUACCAAGCCACGGAGGAGGUGGCUGAGCUGAGAGCCCGGGAGGCGGCCAGUCUAAGGCAGCAUGAGAAAACUCGGGGCUCGCUUGUGGCCCAGGCCCAGGCCUGGGGCCAGGAGCUAAAGGCUCUGCUGGAAAAGUAUAACACGGCGUGCCGGGAAAUGAGUCGGCUGCGGGAGGCAGUGGCGGAGGAGCGCCGCAGGAGUGGGGACCUGGCCGCACGCGUUGCGGAGCAGGAACGCCAAGCCAGCGAGAUGCGCGGGCGUUCGGAGCAGUUUGAGAAAACCGCGGAGCUGCUGAAAGAGAAGGUGGAGCAUCUAAUCGGGGCUUGCCGGGACAAGGAGGCCAAGAUCAAGGAAUUGUUGAAGAAACUGGAGCAACUUUCAGAGGAUGUUCUAGCAGUUCGGGGAAAAAAUGCUCGCCUUGCCCUACAGCUGCAGGAUUCCCAGAAGAACCAUGAAGAGAUCAUCGCCACCUAUAGGAACCAUCUGCUGAGUGCUGCUCAGGGCUACAUGGAACAGGAUGUGUACAAUAUCCUACUGAGAAUCCUCAGCAUACAGGAGGAGUGAGACAGCCUGGGGCCUGAAGAACAUGGGAUCUCUCUGUUGGGACUAGCACAUCCCUGGUUGCCAGAGGCUCCAUCAGGUGGUUGUGGGUGAUGGGUGGUGGGUUGGCCACUAGGGGAGGUAUGGGUGGGGCUUCACCUGAUGUUAUGGACCCCAGACCUGAGAACCUGAACCUUGGAAUCAGCAUGGGAUGAGACCAGAAGAGGUGUGGAUGGAAGCCAGCUCUAUGGAAAAUAAAGCAGGAGGCAGGACGGUG